This is a messenger RNA of Trypanosoma grayi, 216 nucleotides long. RefSeq lists its product as hypothetical. The transcript has a single exon. Bases 1 to 216 code for a protein of 71 amino acids. NCBI's taxonomy places the organism in Eukaryota, Euglenozoa, Kinetoplastea, Trypanosomatida, Trypanosomatidae. The record is from RefSeq and is a predicted model, not a curated record.
AUGAUCGACCAGAGCGCCGCGGAGGAGGUGGGGAGGAACGCUGCGAAGCCCAGUAGCAGUAGCAAGGAUGCUGAUGAUAAGCGGAAGGUGACAAUGAUUUCGGAUGAUGAUGACGACAUUGACCUCCCCCCACCAACGCCAAAGCAGCAACAACAAAAACAACAGUCAUCCACUAAUACAAAGCCUGUCAUUGAGUUCGAUGAUGACGAUUUGUAG